AUGACGCUCAGUAUCUCGAUUGAUCCAGACCCCCACGGUUCGGAUCGCUCUUACUCCGACGACGAGGGCUCGUCUGGUGUCCAUGUACCUACAUCUUCCGAGUUAGAAAGUCAUGAGUACCAGGAUUAUGAUGAGUGGGCGCAUUUGCCAUAUCCGGAUGAAUUGAAACCAUCUGAUUCAGCCUCCCGACCAAGAACUUCGCACCGCAGUCGUCCGCCCCACGGUUCACGCUCCGCUUCGGGCCGUCGCCCAACAUCGCGACGUAUGGGCCCAGAACAUCAGUCGUUCGCCCCUCGAGGCCGAAGACAACAAUCACCAGAUUCUCCCGAUAGUGCCGAUUCCGCCGACGAGUACCCUCCCAAUUUUGGUCGAAAUGAUCGGAGGGGGUGGCAACAACCUAUGCCACCCGCCCCUGCUGCAUACGCUCCCAGCCAGUCCUCUGGUCCAUCUUACACCCCAUACCCUCCUCCCCCACCCCCGGGCCAUGGCCCGUAUACCCACUACAAUCCUCCCCCGAUUACAUCAGAACUCAUGAGAAUUCCUCACCCGGGCCAACCCAACCCCUACGGUGCUCCUCCGCCCUAUGGAUACCCGCCUCAAUUCCAACCGGGGUCUCAUUUUCUUCCCGAUCAACCCCAACUUCAUCCACGACAUGCGCCUCGCCAGCCGCCUCAGCUGCACAAUCCGCACAACCCAAUGCAGCCAAUGCAGCCGCCAAUGCCGCACGCGAUGGGUCCUCACGGUGCCCACUCCCCUUACCCUGGAUAUUCUCAUGAGAUGAUGGCCUAUGGUCAGACUGGUUUCUAUCGUGAUCAACCCGGCUACUUCGGGGGACCAAUCCCGGGCAUGAUGCCUCCUCAUUAUUGGCCCCCCUAUCCCCCAGUGCCUUCUCCUCCAGUGCAACCUGAACCUAAAUCCCCCCACCCCCGACGCCUGCUCCCGAACCUGCUCCGGCUCCGGCUCCAGCCCCUGAACCUGCUCCCCCUCCACCGCCGCCUCCACCAAUGCCGAAAAAAGGCUGCAGAGGAUGCCGCAAAGGCUAAGGAGGAGGCAGAGAAAGCCACUGCCACAGCCGCUUCUGAAGCAGCAGCAGCGGCAACGGCCGCGGCCAAGGAAGCAGCUGAUAAAGCGGCCGCAGCGGCUGCUGAGGCGGCUGCUAAAGCUGCCGAACCGCCGCCACCCCCAGAGAAGAAGCAGCCUAUAAAAUUCAAGGACGCUGUUGGGAGAAAAUUCAGCUUUCCAUUUGAACUAUGUGCUACCUGGCAGGGAAUGGAAGAGCUCAUCCGGCAGGCUUUCCUCCAUAUUGAAGUUAUUGGACCUCAUGUGGCUGAGGGCCAUUAUGAUCUUAUUGGUCCGAAUGGCGACAUUAUCCUCCCACAGGUUUGGGAAACUGUGGUCGAGCCUGACUGGGCUAUCACUAUGCACAUGUGGCCAAUUCCCGAAAAGCCAAAGGAAGACCCUCCCCCUGCGCCAGGGCCUGCCCCGGUAAAACCUGCAGAUCCGCCCGCCGAGCCGAAAAAGAAAGCAGAUGGUUCUAAAAAAGCUAAGGCCAGAGGACCAGAUGUCCCCGGAAGUUUCGCGAUGUGGAUGUUAGGUGGGACCAAUCGCCGGGGGGGCAAAGGGGGUCCUAAAAUGGAAAAAAAGCCUGAUGCCCCUCCCCCAGCACCCGCACCAUGA
Molecule: messenger RNA, 1677 nt
Organism: Penicillium samsonianum
Lineage: Eukaryota; Fungi; Ascomycota; Eurotiomycetes; Eurotiales; Aspergillaceae
Exons: 5
Coding region: 1-1677 (558 amino acids)
Biological process (GO): actin filament polymerization
Cellular component (GO): cytoplasm; actin filament
Molecular function (GO): microtubule binding; actin binding
Source: RefSeq, a predicted model, not a curated record